Molecule: messenger RNA, 1602 nt
Organism: Bacidia gigantensis
Lineage: Eukaryota; Fungi; Ascomycota; Lecanoromycetes; Lecanorales; Ramalinaceae
Exons: 2
Coding region: 1-1602 (533 amino acids)
Biological process (GO): polyphosphate catabolic process
Cellular component (GO): cytoplasm
Molecular function (GO): phosphatase activity; endopolyphosphatase activity
Source: RefSeq, a predicted model, not a curated record
AUGGCCCGUGCUCCGCGUUACGCAGGCAGCGAUGACGAAUACCUCUCCGAGGAUGAGGAACUGUCAGACAGUGACCUGAAUAUGUUAAACACGGACUACAAUGUACAGCGAGACUUGACCUAUUAUUCUCCUCGUGGCCACCUGCAACAAUCCUCUUCACCGACUUAUGACCUUCCCACGAUGCCCGAAAAGUAUGAGGAAGACCCCGAAGCCCUCGACACCACGAGCAUUCCUAUACGAGAUGCCUCCCUCAGAUACAGAGAUUCAAUGUAUUGUAACGAUCAGCUCGACUACUACCUUCUUCCACAUCGCAUUCCAACUCGAAAGUCACACGCCUAUCCACAUCAAUUCCCCCGACCACGACGCCGGCCCCUCAUUGAUUACAUCAAGAACGAGUGGCAGCAAUCUGCCCUAAACUCCUCAUCUCCCACAUCUGAUCACUACGACCAGCCAGACUGGAUGCAGAUAUUCUUCGCCCCACGUUUCCAGCGCAGUGCCUUGGUCUUGGUAUUAUGCUUGUUCUUGUUAUGGGGCAAUUGGUGGACUUGGGCUGGCCCCAAGAUUAGUGAGCAAUAUGGUCUUCGCCAGUCAACAAAAGAGAGAAUGCAGUAUGCUGAAGGCUGGUUUGGAGCAAAUCUAAGGCCAGACUUUGUCGGCAUGAAGCAUGUCGAACAGCUUGACGACGAACUCGUGCCUGGCAUUGAUGGCAAAGCGCCCGGACAUCGGCGACUAGUUGUCAUUGGCGACGUUCAUGGAUGUGCCGAAGAGCUGGAGGCGCUCCUUGGAGAAGCUCGAUAUUCAACCAACACCGACCAUCUCAUUUUUACCGGCGAUCUCAUCUCGAAAGGGCCAUCUUCCCCUGCCGUUGUCGAUAUCGCAAUCCAACAUAAUGCAUCGUGUGUGCGCGGGAACCACGAAGAUCGUGUGCUUCUCACCCACCGUGAUCUUUCAAGCCAUCCUACCAAAAUCAGAGGUGAAAAGCCUCCCUUACCCGGUGUUCCGGCAGAUGCUGCAUUGCCCAACAUCGUCAACGACCAAUUAAAACUUAUAGACGAAGUUGCCCUUGACACAAGUAUUGAAGAGUUCUCACGCCUCGACAUCCGUGACCGAGCUACAGCCAGCCAGCUCAACAAGAAGCAAAUUCAGUAUCUCAGUAGUUGUCCCACCAUCCUCGACAUAGGCCAAGUGCCUGGUCUCGGCGACCUGCACGUCGUUCACGCCGGCUUGAUACCAAGCGUCCGUCUCGAGCAACAAGACCCCAUCAGCGUCAUGCACAUGCGAACCGUAGAUCUAGAAACGCACGUCCCUAGCGAGGACUCCAAAGGCACUCCAUGGCACAAGCUCUGGAAUAAGUAUCAAUCUCUCAUACCAGUUGAGAAACGCUCGACCGUGGUUUACGGGCAUGACUCGAAGAAGGGCUUGCAGAUCAAGAAAUGGAGUAAGGGUAUUGAUACAGGUUGUUUCAAAGGCGGGAGGCUCACCGCGAUAAUAUUCGAUGGACAUCCCACUGAGGAGCCAAGAACGGUCAGUGUGCCGUGUAAAGACUAUCGACAUCUAGAGAAGGAACUACUCCAGAGCGCUCGAGAGGAUGUGUCGGUAUAG